UUAGUCAUUUUCAAAUUUAUAUAUUUUAAAAUAUGGAAUCUCAACAACAAACUUUAGAUGUUAUUAAGAACAGAAAACGGUCUGUCAAUGAACAUGGCUUAUGUAAUAAAGAAAUGGUGAAUAAUAUUAUUGGAAUUAACAAACUCAGUAGACAAUUAUCAUUUGAUGGCACUGUCUUGCAAAUCAUUAAAAAGCAAAAGGUUGAAAAUGGUACAAAACAUAAACAUGUUUCGAACACAGUAACUACUAAUUGCAUUUUAAGUGAAAAAGAAGUAAUAUAUGAUAUUAAUUCAGAUAGAGCUAUAACUCCUGAACAAUCACCAUCUAUCAAAACCCAAUUACGACAAAUUUUGGAUUUGGGUGAAUUUCAUAAAAUUGUUUGUCCUAAACAGAACUUUAAAGAACUUCAAGAAAAGCUUAACUUGGUAGAACAAUGUCAAAAGGAUCUUAACUCUAAAGAAUAUAAAGUUGAAGCUAUUAAAUAUCAUUUUUUACCUUUGUUUGAAUCAGAUGAUUUCAAGAUUAGCACUAGUCCAGUAAAAUAUUCUCAACUAAAGCCUAUAUCAUUAUUUCCUAGUCCUAAAAGAGUAAUGAUGGAUAUUCAAGCAAAACCAACUAAACUUUUACCUAAUGAUAUUGAGUGUUUUAUGAGUAUAUUGCCUAUUAAACAGUAUUCUGUAUUAGCAGAAUCUAAAGUAUUACCUUUGCCAUUGAAAUAUCGGAUAUUGAAUGACUUGUUUAAAGUUAUGGAAACAGUAUUAUCAAUGAAAUUUUUAAGAAAAGAAAAAAUAACAUUUUAUAAUCUCAAACAAAAUAUUCAGCAAAUAACUAGAAAAAAUUUUACUGAAUUGCAUUUGGCUCAAAUUAAAACUAUAGUUCCUGACUUUUACAAGUUUUACUUAGUGAAAUCACCAAAACAUAAUUUUAGUAUUGAUUUAGUAAUAGCUCCAGUUUAUGGUUUGGAAAACAAAUAUAAUAUUGACUUAAUAAAACUAACAACUCAGAGAAAAAAUACUUUUUUUAGUGCAUUAAUAGACAUUAUGAAAGAACAUCAUGAAGAAUAUUUGAAAAAAUUAAUUCCUCCUAUCACAAUUGAUAAAGAUAAAAUUACCAGAUGGCAUCCUGAGUUUGACGUUGAAUCUGUGCCAAACAUCAAUUUAUCACCGUUGCCUAAGAUUGAAAUUGGCAAAUCAAAAAUAUCAACUGCUAAAGAUACACUGGAUAAAGUGCAUGCAUUGUUUAUUUACAAUAAAUAUUUAAAUCGAACCCCUUCUACAUUAAUGAAUAAAAACACCAACAAUUUAACUAAAAUAGCAUUACCUACAAAAGAUGCAAAAAACACUUUAAAAGAUGCACUUAACGGCAUUCCUAAACCAUUUUUAAUUAAGAUCCAAUCUAAGCAAACUGAAAAAGCUACUGGUAUAAAGAGGUCAGUAAGUCAAUUAAAUGAAGAUAAAAUGGUGAUCAGAUUACCAGGUAUUGCUCGUAGAAUACGUACUUAUUUCGUACAACUUCAAAGAAAUGUCAUGCCACUAAAAAAAGUUAUUGACCAAUUAAAGCAAAGUUAUCCUGAGACUAUGACAGACUAUGAUUGGAAAAUUCAUUUAAAUCUUCUUCAAGAAAAAGUACCCCACUGGGCUGUAUUAAAAAUAUUAGAUGGAAGUGAAUACAUGCGAGUUGAUAAAAAAAUUAAUUUUGAAGAAUGUGUGAUUAAAAAAUUAGAAAAUUAAAAAAUAAUUUUGAAUUUAAAGUAAUAUCUUAAAUUAUUUUAGUUAAUAGUUGUUUAUAUGUUGCCUUAGAUUUAUUAAAUUUAUUUUAUUCUUAUUUAAUAGGUACCUCAUAUCUAUUCUGUGUUAAACAAUUUUUGUUACCUAUUUAAAGAUGUCUUAAAUUUUUAUAAAGAUUUAAAAAUGUAUACCUACAAUCAAUUUUAUUAUG
Messenger RNA from Aphis gossypii (cotton aphid), 1938 nucleotides. Its product is annotated as DNA replication factor Cdt1-like. Lineage: Eukaryota; Metazoa; Arthropoda; Insecta; Hemiptera; Aphididae. The record is from RefSeq and is a predicted model, not a curated record. Gene Ontology annotation, biological process: regulation of DNA-templated DNA replication initiation; mitotic cell cycle; DNA replication preinitiation complex assembly. Gene Ontology annotation, cellular component: nucleus. The transcript has 9 exons. Gene Ontology annotation, molecular function: DNA polymerase binding; DNA binding. Bases 33 to 1730 code for a protein of 565 amino acids.